UUAAAAGCCUGACAGACGAGAUCGGGAUAACGACUCUAACAUCUCAUCUUCUGCACAAGGCAGUCCUGCUGUCCAAAGAGGAUUCUUCACACUUUAAUGAACGUUUAGUAGAUUCUGGCACAUUGGAGGAGUGUUACAAUGGAACUGUUCAACUCUGCUUUUGGAAAAAAUAUUACUUUUGUGCGUCCUGCGUAUUUUGUAAUCAAUGGAUUUAUUGGCUUGCCUAACAUGAAGUCCUACUACAUCUUUCUUUUUUUUCUGUAUAUAAUUUCUGUGGUGGGAAACACAGCCGUAAUGGCUAUAAUAUAUUUAGAUCACAAUCUAAGAACUCCAAAGUAUGUUGCCGUUUUUAACCUUGCAUUUGUGGACCUGUUAGGCAGCUCUGCUCUGGUACCAAAGGUGAUUGACAUCUUUCUGUUUAACCAUAACAUAAUUCCCUACAAUGAUUGCUUGACAUUCCUUUUUUUCUGCUACUCUUGCCUUUCAAUGCAGUCUUUUAAUCUGGUUGCUCUCUCCUACGACCGACUGGUUGCCAUCAUAUUUCCUCUUCACUAUCAAGUAAAAGUAACCUGCAGAUCUAUGUUGACUUUGAUCACCUCUUUCUGGAUCUUUGCUAUAGUUGCUGCCUUAAUUGCUGUCGGCCUCCUGACAAGACUUUCAUUCUGUAAGUCUUUGGUUAUUAACAGCUAUUUCUGCGAUCACGGUCAGAUCUACCGCCUCGCUUGCAAUGACAAUUUUCCAAAUCAUGUGAUUGGACUUUUUUAUCCUGUUCUUAUUUUUUGGCUGCCGCUUGUUUUUAUCCUUUUAAGUUACCUCUAUAUUAGUUAUACUUUAGUAAAAGUGGCAACAUUUCAACCAGGAAUCAAAGCCUUAAAGACCUGUAUCGCUCAUCUUUCAUUAGUGGUUAUCUACUUUACCCCCCUGUUAAUCACAUUUACAUUGAUGGAAAAAAUACAUCCAAACAACAGAAUCAUAAACUUGUCUUUGACCUCUGUGCUGCCACCAAUGUUGAACCCAAUCAUUUAUGUUCUGCAGACGCAUGAAAUCAAAGUGUCAAUGAAAAAGUUAUUCAAAAUAUUUUUUAAAUCAAAAAUAAGAAGUAAAAAUUCCACAACAAUGUGACUUGACUGUAAAAAAAAACAUAGUACUCUUCUGUGUUUAAAAAUGUUUCUCAAUAAGUUUGCUUAAAAUUGCCAUUUUAAACUAUGGUCGUUUUUAAUUGUUUUAUUUCAACAAUUAUGUCAUAUUUUCCUACUAACCUACUUCAUUUUUUCCUUUUUAGAAAUGAUCAAGAAAACUAUAAAUGUUGUAAAAGAAAUACGUUUCCACUAAACUGGUGACCUAUUUAUCUUAUAAAGAGAUACAGUCGAAUAGCAAAAUUAUAAAUUAAUCAAAUGUGGAUUGUUGUGUUACGAGUCAUAUGACUUGUAUUAUAUUGAUUGUGUGUUUUUCUACACUAGGCAGCCUGUGUUCAAACAAUAAAGACAUAAGCAUUUCUUGUUAAGUUAUGAUUGACUUUUAUUUCCAACAACAAACAUGGCUUCCCUUGCAUUUGAUAAAUUUGGUUGUUUUAAUGUGGGCUUCAUGGUGGCUCUUGUUGUCAUGGUAACCUCAUAGAGAAGGUUCUGGGUUUGAAUCCUGGCUUUGGCUCUUUUUUCACAGCUUCUCUUCAAGUUCCUGUGCUGUACAAAACCAUGCAGGUUUAUUAGUUUACUUCAGAGAGUAAAAUUUAUGUCUUUUGUCUAAAGAGACAUUUUGAACAAGACCAAAAAGUAGGAUUCUAGGCGAGAAAGAGUUUGAGGCCCAGGAGUUUCCAAUGACUUAGACUUCAGAAGUUCUAAUUUAAGUUAUUGAUUAAUAUUUUAUCAGUUUGUAAAUGGGUAAUUGUAUCAAAACACCUGCCAAAACUGGGCCUUUGAGGACAU
Molecule: messenger RNA, 1925 nt
Organism: Xiphophorus hellerii (green swordtail)
Lineage: Eukaryota; Metazoa; Chordata; Actinopteri; Cyprinodontiformes; Poeciliidae
Product: olfactory receptor 1361-like
Exons: 1
Coding region: 139-1122 (327 amino acids)
Biological process (GO): detection of chemical stimulus involved in sensory perception of smell; G protein-coupled receptor signaling pathway
Cellular component (GO): membrane
Molecular function (GO): olfactory receptor activity; G protein-coupled receptor activity; odorant binding
Source: RefSeq, a predicted model, not a curated record